This is a messenger RNA of Dicentrarchus labrax (European seabass), 3841 nucleotides long. RefSeq names its product diphthamine biosynthesis 6 (gene dph6). Gene Ontology annotation, biological process: protein histidyl modification to diphthamide. The transcript has 15 exons. The coding region runs from base 138 to 2219 and encodes 693 amino acids. Gene Ontology annotation, molecular function: diphthine-ammonia ligase activity. The record is from RefSeq and is a predicted model, not a curated record. NCBI's taxonomy places the organism in Eukaryota, Metazoa, Chordata, Actinopteri, Moronidae.
GGGGUCCUUCAAUAACCCGGAAGUCUGGCUCUCACAUGUUGUUGUGUACAUGCACCGGUUGCUAAGCACAGUUACCACACUGUGCACCAUUACGGCCAGCAUUGUUGAUGUCAGUAGACUCUUGAGGGAAUAAGAAGAUGAAAGUGGUCGCGUUAAUAAGUGGGGGCAAAGACAGCUGCUACAACAUGAUGCAGUGUGUUACCGCUGGGCACCGGAUCGUAGCUCUGGCCAACCUCCGUCCUGCUAACACAGAUGAGUUGGACAGCUACAUGUACCAGACAGUGGGCCACCAGGCCAUAGAGCUGUAUGCUGAAUGCAUGGAUCUGCCCCUUUAUCGACGCACCAUCCAGGGCUCUAGUCUGGACAUCAGCAGAAACUACAGUAAAACAGAGGGGGAUGAAGUGGAGGACCUGUAUGAGCUGCUGCACCUUGUCAAGGAAAAGGAGGGUGUCGAGGCAGUGUCUGUAGGGGCCAUUCUCUCCGAUUACCAGAGGGUCCGUGUGGAAAAUGUAUGUUUGCGGCUAGGUUUGCAGCCCCUGGCCUACCUGUGGCGCCAAGACCAAGAGUCCCUGCUCUCCAAGAUGAUAUCAUCUGACCUCCAUGCUAUCCUCAUCAAAGUUGCCGCCUUCGGCCUGGAUCCAGAGAAGCACUUAGGGAAACCUCUGGCUGACAUGGAGCCCUAUCUGAAACAGCUCUCCCAGAAGUAUGGAGUUCAUAUUUGUGGAGAAGGAGGUGAAUAUGAAACCUUCACCCUUGAUUGCCCCCUCUUCAAAAAGAAGAUAGUUAUUGAUGCAACAGAGACAGUGAUCCACUCAGCAGAUGCCUUCGCUCCAGUUGGCUACCUGCGCUUCACCGAGAUACACACCGAGAGCAAAGACAGCGAUGUGGUGGCGAGAGCUUUGCCCCAUGGUAGUUGUCCUUGCCAGAGCGCCAUUGACAAGAUGACUGAGGAGGUGGAAUAUGCUGAUCAAGCUGAAGACAACCAGCAAGAAUUUACAUCAAAUUGUGACCUUAGUUGUCAGCAGGGCCACGAUCUCCCUCCAUCCUGCUCACCAAGAAGCUCCAGAGGCUAUCAGUGGAUGUCUGGCAUCAACGGCCUUCAGAGCCAAGAACCCGGGAUCCAGGGCCAGACAUGGGCAGCUUUCACACAGCUGCAAAGUGAGUUGGACAGCAGAGGCUGGAAGAUGAAGGACAUUAUCCUCGUCCACCUGUAUGUGAAGUGCAUGGAAGACUUUGUUCCACUCAACACAGUCUAUAAGAAACACUUUGGCAUGAACCCUCCAGCCAGGGUGUGUGUCCAGGCUCCUCUACCUGCCGGUCAGCUGCUGCAGAUGGACUGCCUGCUCCAUGACUGGACCGAGCCCCUUGAGGAAGGUUGCUUCCACCAGAGGGAAGCCCUGCAUGUCCAGAGCCUGUCCCACUGGGCCCCAGCAAACAUCGGGCCCUACAGCCAGGCCCUCAGGGUCGAUCAGUCAGUUUUCUGUGCUGGCCAAAUCGCUUUGGUCCCCUGUACCAUGCAGCUGGUCAAGGCUGGCACCAGGACGCAGGCCCAUUUGUCCUUCAGCUAUGCGAAGAAGGUUCUGGAGGCGGUGAUCAGUAGCCUGACUCUAGUUCAUGUGGUCCAGGCCCACUGCUACACUACAAGACACCAAGAUAUCCCCAUCAUCAGAGCUGUCUGGGAGAGCAUGCUGAGGGCUGAAGAGGAAGAAAAGGAUUUGUCGUGGGAGCCGGAGAGCAAACCUGCGCCAUUGUUGGUCGUUGUGGUACCUGCAUUACCCAAGGGUGCAGCUGUUGAGAUUCAUGUAACCGCAAUUCAGGAUGACCCCAGCGAAAGGACUUCCUGUCACAUGACUACAAAGUUGGCAUGUGGAUCCAUACAGUGCCACACUGUAACAUCUGCUGACAUGUGUAGUGCUUCCCUUGCCCUCUCCGUGGCUGUGCCCGGCGAUAACCUGGAGGUCGUAGGCGUGAAGGAUGUUACGGAAGCAGUUGGCGCUACAUUCAAUAAAGCCAUGAAGAAGAUGGAUGGUGAGCUGGUGCCACUGUGUGCCAGGGCGUUCUACAAGUGCAACCACUCAGCGGCUCAGCAGAUUGUGAAAGGACUUGAAGAAGGUUUGAGAAGCUCUCUGGGAGAGUCCAGUCCAUCCUUGGCCCUGGUUCCAGUCCUGGACUUGCCUGACACCCAGAUCCUCCACCUGUCCUGCUGGCUCAGUUUAUAGAAACACAGCCAGAGUCAACAACCAGACUCCAGUCAUCACAGCACUGGAAUUCAGUGGGGCUUUUCUGGAGGCGCGACUCUGACAGCCCCAACACCUAAUGACUUACAACAGGACAUCAGUGAAUGUGGAAAAGAAAAACUGCAUAACUGCUCCUGAAUUUGGACUGUUUGUCACUGCUAAUUGUUGAAAUGCAAAGCUGUGUCUGUCUCCAAGUGGUUUUGGUGAUGUGCGGUUUUGAGGAUGUGUUUAUUCCACUUCACAUCCCAGAACUUAGGCUAGUAAUUCACCUUGUCCUCCCCUAGAGUUGUAUACUGCAGCAGCUGCUAUUCCGCCUCAGAGAUGAGUCUUACGGAACUUCUAUAAGCUAAGGCUGCAUACCAGAAGACCGGAGACCAUAGUCUACAAAAGGAGACGCCAGCAGUGUCUCAUCCCAUGAGGCGAUAAACUGUAUCCCCUGAUAUCCCACUGUUUCUGGUGGAAUUUCUCUUAGCACACCAGCUAACACCCCUCAUAAAGGCCUAGCACCACCGCUGACACCAUCUGUUCAGUUGUAAACCUAUAGAUUUACUGUGUGACUGGUUUGUGGCCGUGUGUAAUGUGUGCGGAUGAGGUGACUGUGUAUCUCCCUCUCAUGCUCCAUGGGAUUCAAGGUGUGUUAUUAUUGUGUAAUAGGCAAUCAGCGCAGAGCACCUGAAAAGAUUAAGCCUCUUUAUGUUUUCUAUUGAUUCUAAGGCAACCUGGUUAAUAGGAGAGGGGACACUACAACACACAGCUGCAGGGCAGGUGUGUGUUCUGUGUGUGUGUAUUGGGGAGUGUCAAUGGACACAGUGUGACGAUGUGGGAAGAAAAUAGCACUAUUAACCAUUGCUCCUGGAACAUUUCUUUUCUCAAAGAUCAUGAACCGUAUUGAUGAUCCGAGUUGGAAUGCAUCUUCACUCCGGCUAUUCUCUUCAUCGCUCUUGUGAUGGCGGGAGAGUGGAGUGGGCUAUUGAUCUUCACCCACCGCAAUGUUGUUUUGAUUGUUGUUAUCAAAAAUUGAACAAUAGAGGCAACCAAUAGAGCCUGAAGAUUUUUUAUUGAGGGUUGAAAAACACAAACACGCAAUUAUUUAUGAGAGCGAGCAAGCCAAUGCCCCAUAAAUAUACAGUGUGUGUUAAUGUUCACCUGUUUGGUUUUAAAGGGCCCUACCAGGGGGAGACUAAGAAUUUUUGAGUGAUGCAGCUGUCUGAUAAGCAUUAAGAUAUAAGUAUUUUUUUUAAUAAAGUACUUUUAUUAUGUGCUUUUACACCUCAGUCAGGUAAACUGGAAUUACAUCCACAAAACAGCGACAGAUUUUGCAGUGGCAUAAGUGUUUUCUUUGUCAAAUUACUUGAUUUUUUUAUUUUUGUUUAUUCAUUUCUGAAUGUGUGUAACAGUCUGAAAGAAAAGCAGGAUGUGGCCAAACAAGUCUUUGCUGAACAAGCAUGUAUGUUCAGCAGUCUUAUGGACUAAUUAAUGGUGUACAAGGAAGAUUGAAAAAUGUUUUUGUUCAAAUUGAGCGAUGAAAAUGAAGAAUAACGACAUGAACUGGAAAUGUACUUAAAAUGUAAAAUGUAACAUAAAUAUUAAAAUUCUUUUUUAUA